This is a messenger RNA of Penicillium macrosclerotiorum, 177 nucleotides long. RefSeq lists its product as uncharacterized. Bases 1 to 177 code for a protein of 58 amino acids. NCBI's taxonomy places the organism in Eukaryota, Fungi, Ascomycota, Eurotiomycetes, Eurotiales, Aspergillaceae. The transcript has a single exon. The record is from RefSeq and is a predicted model, not a curated record.
AUGACUUUCACUCUGGAUAUUGCCAGAAUUACAGGCAAGUUUGCCAAAUUACUUGCAGCUCAUAUUCUGAAAAACUCUGAUGUCGCUGUCCCUGGCCACUGUCGCACCCCGAGCAAGGUUCCAGAGACAAUUGGCCUCUUCGCCUCAUUUGACUCUCAUCAAGGGCGACGCGUUUAA